Messenger RNA from Hipposideros armiger (great roundleaf bat), 2706 nucleotides. RefSeq names its product growth arrest specific 2 like 2 (gene GAS2L2). The transcript is spliced from 6 exons. Gene Ontology annotation, cellular component: actin filament; cytoplasm; stress fiber. Bases 19 to 2628 code for a protein of 869 amino acids. Gene Ontology annotation, biological process: protein localization to microtubule plus-end; actin crosslink formation; microtubule bundle formation. Lineage: Eukaryota; Metazoa; Chordata; Mammalia; Chiroptera; Hipposideridae. The record is from RefSeq and is a predicted model, not a curated record. Gene Ontology annotation, molecular function: actin filament binding; cytoskeletal adaptor activity; microtubule binding.
CUCCCCUGCUGUUGAGCCAUGUCCCAGCCUGAGGGACGUGGAAGGAGGCCUGGGACCCUGGGGCCUCCGGUGCGUAGCAUCCGGCCCUUUAAGUCCAGCGAGCAGUACCUGGAAGCCAUGAAGGAAGACCUGGCUGAGUGGCUUCGGGAUCUGUAUGGGCUGGACAUCGAUGCAGCCAACUUCCUGCAGAUGCUGGAGACGGGCCUGGUGCUGUGCCGGCAUGCCAAUGCCAUUACCGAGACGGCCUUGGCCUUCCUGGCUGAGGCGCCUGCCAGAGCCCAAAGGAUUCCCAUGCCUCAGGCCGGGGUUUCUUGCAACGGGGCCGCCCAGCCGGGCACAUUCCAGGCCCGGGACAACGUGUCCAACUUCAUCCAGUGGUGUCGCAAGGAGAUGGGCAUCCAAGAGGUGCUGAUGUUUGAGACCGAGGACUUGGUGCUGCGCAAGAACGUGAAGAACGUGGUGCUGUGUUUACUGGAGCUGGGCCGCCGGGCCUGGCGCUUCGGAGUGGCGGCGCCCACCCUGGUGCAGCUGGAGGAGGAGAUCGAGGAGGAGCUGCGGCAAGAACUGGCUCUGCCCCCGCCCGACCCCCCGCUGCCCACGCCGCCAAUGCGCCGCUUCUGCCACUUCCGCAACCUGGACCAGAUGGUUCAGAGCCUUGUGAGCCACUGCACGUGCCCAGUUCAGUUCUCCAUGGUCAAGGUGUCUGAGGGGAAGUACCGCGUAGGAGACUCCAACACCCUCAUCUUUAUCCGGGUCCUCCGGAAUCAUGUGAUGGUGCGUGUGGGGGGCGGCUGGGACACACUCAGCCAUUAUCUGGACAAACAUGACCCAUGCCGGUGCACAUCCCUCUCACACAAGCCAGGCAGCUUCCUGAAGCCCCCAGUUCCACCGGUGCAGCAUGAAGUGAGGGUGCAAGAUGAGCCCUGGCAGCCACAGCCUACGAUGACAGUCAGCCGUUCCCAGAGCCCGCUGCCCCCUGUGGACUGGAAGACAUAUACUUCUUCAUGCGGAAAGAUGAGGCCCCCUGCCUCCUCCUCUCCCAGACCCCGCAGUGAACGGGGAGCCGGAGCAGGGGUCCUCAGAGAGACAGCACCAUUCCUGAGGUGCCAGGAGAGGCCACUUUCCCCAUCUCGGAGGCAGCUGCCAGCUGGGGACAGCCCACCCAUUCCCCAAUCCUCACCCACCCAUGGGACCCGAGACCCACGGUGCACCUCCUCAGGGAAGAGGCAGGACAGAUACACCCCUGAACUCCCCAGGGGAAGGACUCCUACAUCUUGGGUUCAUGAAAAGCCAGAAAGCUGGCGAACCCAUGCCAGGGCCCCAACUCCCGAGAGACUCCGAGCCCCUGAGGCCACCGCCAAAGGGACACCAGCAAGAGGACCAUCUCCCCCGCCUCGCUGUUCCAGCUUAGCCAAGCCUAUGGACCCCAGGCAGCCACCCUGGGGUAAAGCCGAGGGUGCUUUCUCCCAGUUCAGGGAACCAGCAUCUGCCCGUUCUCCAUCCCCUGGUAAAGGACCCACCAAGAUCCCUGUCCGGCUGCCUACUGCCCAACCCCCAACUCCAGGAGGAAGUUUUCCAGGUACUGCAAGUGGAGGUCCCCCAAGAGAAUUAGGGAGAAGCUCCACCCCACUGACUAUCACUGGAGUCCUGGCUGGGUCCAGACAUGGGAACUGCUCUGUGGAAGGAAGGCAAGGGGACCUGAAGCUGGACAGCAGGGUGACAGCAGAGGCUGGAGCGUCCUGGGGCCUGGGCACACAGAACCAUGAAGGGACCAAGGAGCAAGUCAUCAACCACAGCCUUGAGGAGGAGCUUUUGGCCAACAUGCAGCUGCUAGAGGUCAGGGCUUCCUGUCCAGGGCCAGGGUCUGGGGUCAUCCCUCGCAGUGGAGUCUAUGUCCCCAGCCUGGGUGGGCGGUGGCCUGAGCCUGGGGGUCCUUAUGACAAAGUCAUCCAAGAGCUGGCUCAAGGGCCCCCACCCCUCAUUAAAGUGGACCUGGAAGCCUGGAAGGCAGCCCCUACAGGCUCCCCUAAGUUAGCUGUUACCACAGGCCCAGGAAGCCCAAAAGGGAAACUAGGAGCCAAGGAGAGUGUGCGAAGGACAAAAGCAGGCUUGAGUGCCAAAGGCACCAGGAUGAGGAAGGUCCCAGCUCAAGGAGGGCAGGACUGCUCAGUCUGUGUUAUGUCUGCCAGCCCGGAGAACCCCACAUCUUCGCCCUCCGACCCUAAUUCUGACAAAGCCAAGGCAUGUCUGGGCAAGGGCAAGAGAACACUCCGGAAGCCCCAGAGAGUGCCGUCCAUCUACAAGCUGAAACUGAGGCCCAAAAUCCGGCCCCGAAGAGACCACAGGCCUGAGAAGCGGCCUUCAAGAAUUCCCAAGCCCCUGAAUUACCUCUGCCUGUGUCCAGCCAGGGUGCCCCCUGGCGGUAGGCUGUUGAGAGCAGCAGCGCUGGGUAGCAAGGGCGGGGAGGCCACUCGGGUGGAUGGAGCCUGGGCAGGAGAAAAGAAGGAAGGAAAAGAAAGGAAAGAGCCAGCCGCCCCACUAGAGAGCAACCCCCAGCCUUUGGAGGGCCUAGGGCCUCGCCAGCUUGGUCAGGUUCCACUCCCACCCGAAGAGGAGACCUGGGUCUGAGGCGGGGCUUCUCAUCCUGGAGCCUGUGGGUGUGGGGAGGGGGAAGUGAAAAGAAUGGCCAUGUGGGGCCGGCCGAGU